This is a messenger RNA of Pieris macdunnoughi, 1317 nucleotides long. NCBI's taxonomy places the organism in Eukaryota, Metazoa, Arthropoda, Insecta, Lepidoptera, Pieridae. The record is from the annotation of a GenBank genome assembly.
AUGAGUUUGGGAGGAGGUAACAGCUCAGAGGGACCAAAUGCAGGUGGAAUAUUUGUACAAUUUAACCAGGAUUGCACAUCACUAGUAGCAGGCAGCAGUAGUGGAUACCACCUAUUUUCAUUAACACCUGACGAUGGCAUUGAAGAGAUUUAUGGAAGCCGCUCUGGACAGGAAACAUGUCUUGUUGACAGACUGUUCAGCAGUUCCCUGGUCGCUAUUGUCACAGUAUCUGCUCCAAGGAAGCUGAUAGUUUGCCACUACAAAAAGGGAACAGAGAUUUGUAACUACAGUUACAGCAAUACGAUCCUGGCUGUGAAACUGAAUCGCUCUAGGCUUAUAGUAUGCCUGGAAGAGUCCCUCCACAUUCACAACAUUCGGGACAUGAAGAUUCUUCAUACGAUUAGAGACACGCCACCGAACGCACGCGGUCUGUGUGCGUUGUCGCCUUGUGUUGAUCACUGCUACGUGGCAUACCCAGGGUCUAGCGCCGUGGGUGAGGUGCAGAUAUUUGAUGCUGUUCAUUUGAACGCCAAGUGUGUAAUCAGCGCUCACGAUAGCCCGCUAGCCGCUCUAGCGUGGUCUAUGUGCGGUCGGCGAUUGGCCACCGCCUCCGAACGCGGGACCGUUAUACGCGUAUUCGCAGUUCCGGAGCGUACGCGCCUCUAUGAGUUCCGACGCGGGAUGAAGCGCUGCGUGUCAAUCGCCUGUUUGGCCUUCAGCGCUUGUGGCGCCUAUUUGGCUGCCACUUCUAAUACGGAGACUGUACAUGUGUUUAGGUUACAAGAGAACGCCGAAAGAGCGGUAGAAGAUAGCGCCGCAGCGGGCAAUUCCCCAACAGAGCCUGGCUGGGUUGACUGGAUGUCACAGACCUUGUCCGCCGGCUUGGUUUAUCUGCCUGCCCAGGUUACGGAUGUACUAAGCCAGGGACGGGCCUUUGCAUCUGCCAAAUUACCCAGGGCUGGGUACCGUGCUGUUGCUGCGGUCACCAACGUAUCCCGUCAAGCACGUCUGCUUGUAGCGACCUCAGAGGGCAUUCUGUACGUGUACUCGUUAGACCCAACCGAAGGCGGGGAGUGUACGUUACUCCGUACGCACAGUUUGUUGGAGCCACGAGCACCCGCUAACGAUGUCGCCUCGGGAUGCAGUUACGCGGGCGCGCUGCGCGGACGCCUCCCGGAAGACAUGACAGAAUCGGAACGUGAGCACGAGUUAAACACAGCAAUGACCGGAUCACCACCAAGAGGCUCUUAUGAUAUCCGCGACCCUCGACAUUUCCCGCCCAUGCGCGCUACCACCGAUACAUCCGCUACCGAAUAG